This is a messenger RNA of Phanerochaete carnosa HHB-10118-sp, 201 nucleotides long. RefSeq lists its product as uncharacterized. Bases 1 to 201 code for a protein of 66 amino acids. Lineage: Eukaryota; Fungi; Basidiomycota; Agaricomycetes; Polyporales; Phanerochaetaceae. The transcript has a single exon. The record is from RefSeq and is a predicted model, not a curated record.
AUGGGCUAUGACGAGCUCGAGGAACUCCAAUCAUGGUCUCCGGCUAUAAACUGGGUCGUCGUCCUUGGCUUCGCCGCGGUAUUCGGUGUGCUGCUGUGGUUCCUCGGCGGGAACAGGAUUGUGAAGCGUUUCGCUGCCGGGCGGGGUCGGGGCUUGUACAGGCGUGUGAACGAGAAUGAUGUCGAGAAGCUGGAGGACUAG